CUUUUACUAUGCUUGUGUCAAAAAUCUCCCGCCAAAUUCCUCUGUUCUGUUGCUGUUGUACAGUUUGGGCUUUUAUAUUUUAAUUUGUAAAGAAAACAAGUUAUUGGUUUAAUUGUUACUGAUAAAUCUUCAAAAUGGGUAUUUUAGGUUUAUCUAAGUUAAUAGCGGACAUAGCUCCUCAGGCUGUGAAAGAAAUGGAAAUCAAAAAUUAUUUUGGAAGAAAAAUUGCGAUUGAUGCGUCCAUGAGUUUGUACCAGUUCCUGAUUGCUGUCAGAAGUGAAGGUUCACAACUGAUCGCAGCAGACGGAGAGACCACGUCUCAUCUCAUGGGCACAUUCUACCGCACAAUCCGGCUCGUAGAGAACGGUAUCAAGCCAGUGUACGUGUUUGACGGGAAGCCACCGCAGCUGAAGUCUCACCAGCUGGACAAGAGAGCAGAGAGACGUGAGGAGGCAGAGAAGGAACUGCUGAAGGCUACGGAAGCUGGCGAUCAGGUCUCCAUCGAGAAAUUCAACCGUCGUCUGGUGAGGGUGACAAAGAAGCAUGGCGAAGAAGCGCGGGAACUCCUCAAGUUAAUGGGCGUGCCGGUUGUGGAGGCGCCGUGCGAGGCCGAGGCGCAGUGCGCGGCCCUGGUAAAAGCAGGCAAAGUGUACGGUGCGGCCACAGAGGAUAUGGACGCGCUAUCGUUCGGAGCGACUGUCCUGUUACGACACAUGACCUUCUCCGAAGCACGUAAGAUGCCCGUACAAGAGUUCCAUCUGGACAAAGUGCUGGACGGAUUAGGAUUGAAACAGAACGAGUUCAUAGACCUGUGCAUCCUUCUCGGCUGCGAUUACUGCGGCUCCAUCCGCGGGAUCGGUCCCAAGCGCGCCAUCGAGCUCAUCCGCCAGCACCGCUCCCUGGAGCAAGUGCUGAAGAACAUCGACACGAGCAAGUACCCGCCGCCGGAAGACUGGGACUUCGAGGGCGCCCGGAGACUGUUCGUGGAGCCCGAGGUCGCCGACCCCAGCGGGAUCGAGCUAAAAUGGACAGAUCCGGAUGAAGAGGGCUUAGUAAAGUACCUCUGCGGCGACAAGCAGUUCAACGAGGAUCGCGUGAGAGCGGGCGCCAAGAAACUGCUGAAGGCUCGCUCCGGCACCACGCAGGGACGCCUCGAUGGGUUCUUUAAGGUACUAUCAACGACACCGAACCCCAAGAGAAAAGCAGAAGAAGAGAAAAAGAACGCCAACAAGAAAGCCAAAACGGGGGGCAGAGGACGGAAGCCCAAAUAACUAUAGAGUAAGCUAUUUUCAACCUAAAUCCAUGACCAUAAGGUCGUAAUUUACAAUUCAGAAAAUAUUAUGUGUACUCGUAACUAGGGUAAGCUAUUUUCAACCUAAAUCUAUGGCUUUAAGGUCGUAAUUUACAAUUCAAAAAAUAUUGUGUCUACUCGUAUUUUAACUAGGGUAAGCUAUUUUCAGCCUAAAUCCGUGGCUUUAAGGUGAGUAUAGACUGGAACAUUUCUUUAUAAUGUAACGUUUUUGUGAUUGGUACAAUAGAGUUAAAAUGUGCGACGUUUGGUUCGUCAAAGGGUGACACUAGAACAUUUGAUAGAGUGGCUCGUUGUCGUUGUUCUGUUACAAGUAAGUACUCUAGUCUAUACUCACCUUUAAGGUCAUAUUUGUGAUUCAAAAAAUUAUUACGUUUAAGUAGGGUAAGCUAUUUUCAGCCUAAAUCCCUCUGAAAUCAAGCAUAAUUUGGCAUUUUAAACCAUAGACAACUACAGUGCUCAUCUUAAAUGCUGCUUCCAUUAUACUCUUUGGCACACAGCGAAAGAUUUCUCACUCUAAAAACUGGUAAGUACAUAAGUUGUAACUUUUCUCGCUAUGUAUUUGUCUAUGGAUACAAUAAUGUGAAAGCAUGUUGAAUAUCCGGUUUCUACCUGGUCCAGGCUAAGCCUAGGCGCAGACCACUGACUCAGUUGGCCGAUAGUUGAGACGGGCUGUUAAUCAAUAUGGACUUGUAUGAAA
Molecule: messenger RNA, 2009 nt
Organism: Ostrinia furnacalis (Asian corn borer)
Lineage: Eukaryota; Metazoa; Arthropoda; Insecta; Lepidoptera; Crambidae
Gene: Fen1
Product: Flap structure-specific endonuclease 1
Exons: 8
Coding region: 135-1271 (378 amino acids)
Cellular component (GO): nucleus
Molecular function (GO): 5'-flap endonuclease activity; RNA-DNA hybrid ribonuclease activity; manganese ion binding
Source: RefSeq, a predicted model, not a curated record